This is a messenger RNA of Urocitellus parryii (Arctic ground squirrel), 2077 nucleotides long. The record is from RefSeq and is a predicted model, not a curated record. NCBI's taxonomy places the organism in Eukaryota, Metazoa, Chordata, Mammalia, Rodentia, Sciuridae.
ACCUUCCCACUGGGAGCCCCAGAGAGCAAGGGACUUACUCCAAGAUCAUGCAGCAAGCUGGUAUGUUCCAGUGCCACCUGCCAAUCAGGUGGAAGGGGGAAUGGGACACAUGCUGCUUUCCACUCAGUUCCUAUCCCUUCUUUGAAAAUUCAGACAUGGAACAGAGAGGGUCCCUGUCCCCAUCCCAAAUAAGCAUAUAACUUGGGGGUAGUGUGGGGAAAUGAAAGGAGACCUUUUCCCCAAAUUCCUCUAAGGUCUUGCCAGGACCAUGAAUGAUGCUUUCCCACCGCCUAUUCCACAGCACGGAGGUUAGAAAGGAGCCCCACCCUCCACUCACUUCACCUUUGGGGCCCUGAUUCUCAGCAAAUAGGGGCAAUCGUAAGGGUGUUGUAAAAAUUUGAUGUGAAAAGCCCAGGGGUUUCCCUCAGCGGGAGGGCACUCUGGAAAGCCCGUGAUUUCCCCAGGUGGGGUUGAGCCCGGUGGUCGACAGCGUAGCAGGUUUCGCGUUUGGCGUCCCCAAGCUCCAGCCAGACCCCGGUGCCCGGCUGCCCCGCCCGCGGGAGGUGGGGGUGCAGGCCCAGCGCAGGCCGUUCCGCUGCCCCAUGGGCGCCCAUGUUGGUCCACCCGGGCAGCGCCCCACCCGCCAUUCCCCCGGAUCAAGCCAGCCGCACUUUCCCAAAGCGCCCGUGGGGCGCAGACCCCGGGCUUCUUGCCAUCCGUGAGCCGGGGGCUUCCUUGACCCGCGAUCAGCUGGAGGAAAGGGGCGCGAGGACUGGUGACCCCGCACCCCAGAGAAGAGCUUCGCGUGGUCAAGCGUCCUGCGGCUCCGGAGCUGCGGGAGAGCCCGAGAUCCCUCCAGCCUCCACCACACAGGUGGGGAAACUGAGGCCCAGAGUGGAGGAGCAACUUGGCCAAGGUCACUCCGCGUACGGCGCCUGGAGCCCAGAUGUGCCACCGCCUCCAGCGCGGUGCCACCAACUGCGCAGGUUGGAGACAGCUGGUGACAAGAAACUUGAGCUUCAGGCUGCUGCCCACCUUGGCUGCCUGCAGCCCCUCCCCUUCCAGCCUGCCAGAUGGUAUUCAGACCUUGGAGAAAUGGUACCAGUACCUACUGACCCCAAGUGAAGAUCUCUGCAAAAGAUGCCAUGCUCAUACUUUAAAAACACCAGGGAACACUCCAAGAAGCAGAUAUCAUAAAAAUUCCUGGGGAUUUAGUGAAGAUAAAGAAGAUAUGGUACUCUGCCUCAUGAGCCUUAAAAUCUGGUGGAUAAACCGAGGGAUGCUGGCCUCUUCCCUCCCUGUCUCAGCAGCCUUCAGCCUCUACAGUCGGCAGCACAGCCCACCGGGACCUCUCCUCCUCCUUCCUUCUUCCCUCCAUUCCUGUCCACGUCCUGCAGCAGAAGGGGCCGGUGUUGGAUGGGCAGUGUGUGGAGCCGGGGGAGCUCCCCCAGGGAGCAGCAGAAAACCCUCUCUGGCACAAAGGGAGGGCCGAGAAGAACUCCCGGCUGGCCCUCUGGGUGGGCUCAAGAGCCCCGWGUGCCAGCCAGGUCUCAGCUCAGCCUCACGAGAGCUGAGCAACUUUGGAUGAGUCAUUUCAUCUCCGUGAAUGUCAGAUGCCCUCUUGGCAGCACGGGGGACUCAGUCAUUCAUUUAUCCCCUCGUUCACUCAGCACACACUCACCCAACGCCUGCUCUAUGCCGUUGCUAUUUUCAGCGCUGGCAGUACACAGUGAACAAAAGAGAAAGAAACCCUGCCCACGGGAAGCUCACAUGUUAGUUGGGAUGGACAGAUAAUAAAUAAAUAAGAAAGCAUAUCAGAUGGUGCUAAAUGGCAUGGAAAAAUAAUUAAGCAGGAAAAAAGAUGGGCCGGGAGGCGGGGUGCURUGGAUCACCACCGUAGAGGAAACCGUGAGAAACCUCGACAGAUGUCUUUCUGGGCUUUGCUUGGCAUGUGUAUUUCAAGUUCACUAUUAUGUUAAAUUCUCAUAUGCAACUGUUACAAACAUAAAAUCAAUAUUAGGUAGCAAACUCAGAAACGUAAGCCCUGAAAAUUCCCCGGGAGUUGUAUUUUUUUUUU